This is a messenger RNA of Pundamilia nyererei, 1704 nucleotides long. It is a transcript of the gene fblim1, whose product is annotated as filamin binding LIM protein 1. Gene Ontology annotation, cellular component: focal adhesion; stress fiber. Gene Ontology annotation, biological process: cell-cell adhesion. Gene Ontology annotation, molecular function: filamin binding. The record is from RefSeq and is a predicted model, not a curated record. The transcript has 8 exons. NCBI's taxonomy places the organism in Eukaryota, Metazoa, Chordata, Actinopteri, Cichliformes, Cichlidae. Bases 257 to 1438 code for a protein of 393 amino acids.
CGGUCGGGAGGGAGGCGGUGUUGUCAUUCAGCCAGAGAAGGAGGAGGAGGGGUCGACUGACGGAGGGAGGUACAGAAGGAAAAGGAGUGGCCUUCUGCAGAUAGCAGCCCCUCUCUACCGGAGUAAAGUCUUCUCUCUGAGGCAGCUCAUAGGAGAGAAAACAAACCAGAGGUUUGGGAGAUACAGAACGGGAAAGAAGAAAGAAGCAAAGAGAAAGCCCAUUUUCUUCCAGGCUGCGUGAGACUUUUGUACAUUCAUGGCAUCAGCAGCUCCACCAAAAAGGGUGGUUUCUUCUGUCUUCAUCACUCUGGCUUCUCCUCACCGAGCCACCGUGACCCCACAGCAGCAGCCCGCCCUUCAAGCCCACAGUGCCCCGGCUAGAGAGAAACUGCAUCCUGCUGUAAGAGUCCGCCCAGGUGACAGCAUACCUGCCCUCAGGCACAGCAGAGAGGACAAGUCACCGCCGUCAGAGUCUAAUGGCAGCCUAAAGAUCAAAGGCUUGACUAAUGCGGGGUCCUCGGCCCUGGUUUCAGGCCCACAGAGCCACAAUCCCCCCAAACGUGAACCAGGCAAAACACAGCUUCAAGAAAAAAAUGACCAGAGGAGUUCAUCAGAGCUUUUCCCUCCUCCUCCCCCUCCCUCUGAUGCACCGCCUCUAUGUCCGGGAGAGUUGCCCUCUGAAGAAUCAGCACUUCCACCACCUCCUCCAGCCCAAGCGUCUUUCCCCCACCCCGUGACCCCAGGCCAGCAGCCAGUUUACAACCCAGAGGUGAAAGCAAGAACACCAUCUAGUGGGUUAAGCUCAGAUGACCAAAUCCACAGGAUCCACCAAAACAGCCAAGACAAAGAGAGCAAAGAUCUGUGCGGCUUCUGUCGAAAGCCAGUGGCUCCUUCUGAACCUGCGAUAGAGGCCUUAAACAGGACUUACCAUGAUGGCUGCUUCCAGUGUAGAUCUUGUCACAUUCCCCUGGCUGGUAAACAGUACUACAACAAGGCCGGGAUCCCGCUCUGCGAAGACUGUUACCAGGCCAGUUUGGAGCUCUGCUGGGCAUGUGGAGAGGCUAUCACAGAUCACAUAAUCCGCGCACUCGAGCGAGCAUACCAUCUUUCUUGUUUCACCUGCACAACAUGUAAGAGGCAAAUUGGAGAGCAAGCUUUUGCCCAGGGAGAAGUUGGAGAAGUUUACUGCCUUCAAGACUAUUACAGGAAAUACGCUCCAAAGUGUAGUGCCUGUAACCAGCUUAUCAUUCCACAAGAAGAUGGUACCGACAGCUAUACAGUUGAAUGUCUGGGGCGUUCCUACCAUGAGAACUGCUACAGAUGUGAGGUCUGCGCCAUCCAACUGUCUCCUGAACCGAACGAGCAUGGCUGUUAUCCUUUAGACGGGAAGAUGCUUUGCAAGCCCUGUCACCUGAACCUGGCUUCUGGUCAGCACUAAUCCCACGUGAACAGCAAGCAAGACAAGAAAAAACUGAACAAAGAGCUGGGAGACUGCGCAUGUGCCUUUAUGAAUGAAUGUGCAAAUGCCUUAAAUGCUUCCUUCACUAGAGAAAAACUAUAUUUUUACAGUAUAUCAUGCUUUCUGAAGAUUACCUUCUUCUUUUUCAUCAUUUUGCACUUAAUACAAUCUACAAAAGCAACAAUUAUAUUCCUGCAACUCACUUUACAAAAAAUGUACGAGAAUAAAUGGAACCCCAGUCAGUA